Plasmopara halstedii is the source of this 3429-nucleotide messenger RNA. Its product is annotated as conserved oligomeric golgi complex. Gene Ontology annotation, biological process: Golgi organization; intra-Golgi vesicle-mediated transport; protein transport. The coding region runs from base 1 to 3429 and encodes 1142 amino acids. Lineage: Eukaryota; Oomycota; Peronosporomycetes; Peronosporales; Peronosporaceae. Gene Ontology annotation, cellular component: COG complex; membrane. The record is from RefSeq and is a predicted model, not a curated record. The transcript has 15 exons.
AUGGUGUCGGGGAAGUACUGCUUUGAUGAGGAAUCUUUUUCGGAAGAGACGUUUGAUGUGGGAACCUUUUUGGAGAAUUACCGUACACGCAACCCUAUGGAAACUAUCUACCAGGAUUUAAAGCAAUUCCAAGCAGCGCUGGAAAACCAACUUGUGUCUAUUAUCGACAAGGAUUACGCCGAGUUCUUGCAGCUCUCAUCCAAGCUCAAGGACGUAGACGAAGCCGUCUCCAGCGUACGUGCUCCCAUUCUGGUAGUGAUCGAUCGUGUUGAUGAUGUGCAACAUACUAUGAAAGCUUUGCAUAGCAAAAUCCAAAGACAUUUGCAAAUGGCAGACGACCUGCAUCAGCAAAAAAAAGACUUGCAGCUGAGUAUUGAGAUAUCACAGAAACUGCUGCUGCUAGAAGAUUUGCUACAGAUCGAGUUGCAGCUGCAAUGCGAUGAUAAGACGCUGGAACUGAGCUUGGGGGGGCAAAAUAGGCCACUUGAUCUUGACGAAGAUAGCGACAUUGAAUUUGAAAAUUUUGAGCAAGUGAAAAAUUCCCUCUUUGUCGCAAACACAGUCGAGAGCUGCGCGAAGCUUGAGCGCGCGGCGCAAAUUUUCAUCCAGCUGGAUCUUGAGCUCAUAAAGGUCACGCAUCUUGACACUUUUCAGAACGCGGAAAAACGUCUUGCUGUAAUUGAAGAAACGCUUUUGCAUCGAUUAGAGACGGAGUUCACGACCGAGAUUUUUCCUGAUACGUUUUAUGAUCGUGACCAUGCUUUUAGUGCGGUGACAUUGAGUUUCUUGCUGCGAGCAUACGUGCUUCUUAACAAGAGUCGUAUCCCUGAAGAAAUGAUAACGCGAUUGAUUGUUCAGCCAUUCAUUGAAGAACAUUUGACGCGCAGUAAACUCGACGGUAGAAUUCGCGGCUCCUGUGAAGGUAUAGCUCAUAUUUAUGAGUCCAUUCUACACUUUAUUACUAGCAAAUUUUCGGCUACGCUUGCGCUACCAAUAUGUCAGGUGGAUAGCAAAUGCUCAGUGGACAUUCUUGGAAACGCAAUAUGGAAGCCGAUUCAGGAGCAUUUGUCGACAAAGCACGAAGUUAUAUUUCAGGCCGCUGAUUCUUGGCGUUUUCACCAAUGCUACACGAUGAGUAUGCGAUUUCUUGCUGACGUUGAGGAUCGCUUUUGCACCAGUGAAAUCGUGAAGAUUCGUUUUAGAUCACACGAGAGCGUUGUGCAGUUCAAGGAAAAGUGGAAUAUUGAAGUCUACUUUCAACUUCAAGCUGUAAAAUUGGCUUCAAGUCUAGAAAAGUCAAUUGGUAUCAAGCGUGACAAUUUAACGUUUUCAGACGCGCAAAAUAGCACGAUAUGCUCAGAUGGCGCAUUGGGACUGACUUUUGAGAGCUCAAAAUGUUUGUGGCAGGCAAUGCACGACUGUUGGAGCGACCAUACAUUUCUUGCACCACUGCUUUCUAGCUUUUGCAAACUCUGCGUUCAGCUUUUAACCUAUUACAUUGACAUUUGGACAGAGCCAUUGUUAACUACCGUGGCAGAGAUCAACAAUGGUUCCGUUGUGGAUAUCGAUGCUAUGUCACUGGUAGUUUUGCCAUCCUAUGAAGAUGUUUUGUUUGCUGCGAGUGACUUCCACUUACUCCAUGAGAAGAUUUCAAAUGACCUCCAAAGCAUCGUCGAGAGCCGUAUCUGUGCUUUCAUAGACGACAAUCAUGCCUUUGUGAUUGAUUUAUUUCAAGAGCCGCUAGCGUCUUUGGCGAAUCUCGAAGCCAGCUGUUGGUCUACAGCUGUAACAAAUGUUAUUGCUGAUUGUAAAAAGGUCCUACCUGCAAUUCGCACUGUGAAGGGGCAGUAUCAGAUGACAAACAAACCUUCGCCUUCGACUCCGUCGUCCUAUAUUUCUAACAUCGUCCGGCCUAUACAAGAGUUUUUUAGAACGUGGGGCGUUUACUUCGAUGUAGACAAAAAACAGAAUUUGUUACAGGCCAUUGUUGAGGAAGUCUGUAAUUUUUACUUGACCCUUUCAUUGGAGCUCUUGAGAUCAGCAUCGGAGCUCGAGGAGUCUCUUAGAAGCCGAAAAUUACAGCGGCGCCUUGGCUCCAGCUCAAAUCGUGGCAACAACGUCAUAACCGAUACGGAGAAGAUGCGAAUGCAAUUAUUGCUCGACCUCAAAGCGAUGGAAAGAGAAGUCGUAGCACUGGGGCUGAACGUGCAGCGUUGCGAAGUACUGCAAGCUGCUACAUGCAAACUGUCUGAUGUGGGAGAAUCACUUGUACGAUGGAGUCUCUACUUAGCAGUGACGACUCUUUCGCUGCUGAAAAUUGUGGAACUUUCAGUAGAAAAAAAAACUAUUUUGAUGCGAAUCUUUAAGAAUAAGUCCGAGAAGGAGAAUCUCCCAUCCGGUUUUCCCGGGUUGGUAGGCAACACACCGAUGAUAGAGCUCACCAGUUUGUCUAAGGCUACUGGAUGCAAAAUUCUGGCCAAAGCAGAGUUUUUAAAUCCGGGCGGCAGCUCCAAGGAUCGAAUUGCGAAAUGCAUUAUUGAGGAUGCUGAGCGUCGGGGGCUUUUAAAAAAGGGUGGAACUAUCAUUGAGGGUACUUCAGGUAGCACGGGAAUCAGCUUGUCACUUAUCGCGCGAGCCCAUGGAUACCGAUGCAUCAUUGUUAUGCCUGACGAUCAAGCGAAAGAGAAAAAACAAUUACUGGAAUUGUUUGGUGCAGAGGUCAUUCUGGUGAAGCCGACAUCCAUUGUGAACGCCAAACAUUUUGUGAACGAAGCCAAGCGUUUGGCACGAAAUAUUAAAGGAGGCUACUUUAUCGAUCAGUUUGAGAAUACAGCAAAUUUCGACAGCCACUAUACCACGACUGGUCCCGAAAUUUGGCGGCAAACACAAGGUAAAGUUGAUGCUUUUGUAAUGGCUGCAGGAGGCACUAUCGCUGGAACAUCAGCAUAUUUAAAAAAGCAAAAUCCGAGGAUACGCGUCUUUCUUGCUGAUCCCCCAGGAUCGAGUUUGUAUAACAAGGUGCGAAGUGACGUCUGCUAUGCUUCCCAGCAGGCUGAAGCCAAGGUGCGACGACACAGAUACGACACCAUCGUGGAAGGUGUGGGUAUCGACCGAUUGACCAAAAAUUUCAUGCUCGCUAAGAUUGAUGACGCGUUUAAAGUAACGGACCAAGAAAUCGUAGAGAUGUCUCGUUUUUUGUUGCGUGAAGAGGGCAUUUUUGUGGGUAGCUCGAGCGGACUUAAUUGCGCUGCUGCUGUGCGCGCUGCGCACAAGCUCGGUCCUGGUCACACCAUCGUGACGAUUCUGUGUGAUUCAGGUCAGCGUCAUCUUACAAAGUUCUGGGAUGAAAAACAUAUUCGCGAGAAGUGGCAAUUAGAGGCCAAGGCCACUCAUCUCGAAUUUCUUGACGGCUCUACUGGACAACCCUAG